This is a messenger RNA of Peronospora farinosa, 651 nucleotides long. Lineage: Eukaryota; Oomycota; Peronosporomycetes; Peronosporales; Peronosporaceae. The record is from the annotation of a GenBank genome assembly.
AUGUGCAUUGAGGAUGAAGUUAUAGUGUCUUGUCUGCAGUCAAUGAUACACAAAGUGUUGGAUUCAAGCUCGGAAGCGAAAAUUUAUUCCGCUGGGCGAGGCAAUCGCUGUCGUCGCUGUCACUGCUACGAUCGGUUUUGGAAUCCUGAAGCUAGCGCGUUGACGCUGCUUCGUCGUCAGCUGCUCCUCGAUGAACACAACAAAGCUUACGUCUUUGUCCGUGCUCUUACGAUCACGAUCAUGGAUUUGCUGUACUCGACUACGUUAUACCAGUUUGACCCGACGGAGAUCUUAUGCAAACGUACAUGGGACAACUGUUCAUAUACUUGCUCUGGACAAAGGAAGUCGCUAGCAUCAUUGGCAUCUAUCGUGAAUUCCACUUUCUUUCUUCUCAUGGGCUUUAGCUCGCCGGCCCAUUUCAUUCCUCAAGAUUACCAGUGGCUCUACUUCCUCACGCCGCAGCGUUUUUCGCUUGCCAUUUCUCGGUGCUUUCAUGUUCGGGAUUGCUUGGACGAGCCUAUUUACAAUGAAACAAUCACGAUGUCGAGCGGCGUGGAAUCGGAGCUCGAUUGUCAGCUCCUGGCGAACACUUCGGUGUCUACGGGUGCUAUCACCGUCCAGCAGUUCACUGAAGAUAUAUAUUUAGCAUGA